Messenger RNA from Eremothecium gossypii ATCC 10895, 2016 nucleotides. RefSeq names its product protein phosphatase regulator BUD14 (gene BUD14). Gene Ontology annotation, biological process: establishment or maintenance of actin cytoskeleton polarity. NCBI's taxonomy places the organism in Eukaryota, Fungi, Ascomycota, Saccharomycetes, Saccharomycetales, Saccharomycetaceae. The record is from RefSeq and is marked provisional. The transcript has a single exon. Bases 1 to 2016 code for a protein of 671 amino acids. Gene Ontology annotation, cellular component: cell tip; microtubule cytoskeleton. Gene Ontology annotation, molecular function: protein binding.
AUGUCGCAUUUUCUUGACAAGGCAUACGACAGGUACGCGGCGAGACAGGGAGGUAGUACGCUGUCAUCUCACCAUAAAUCUUUACUUUCCGAUCCGUCGCUUGUGGAGGACUAUCGGGAUAUAAUGCUGCAGCUACCACAGAACGGGGCUCCAAUGCGAGCAGGUGGAGACGGCAGUACAAAUGCCAGCGUGGUUAUAAUGUCUACGCCGAACACGCCCGAGCGAGAGCGAAAGCAUGGAAGCGUUAUUAUGGCUGCAGACUCGCCAGAAGACGGUUCGCAGGCAGUGCUGGAGCCCCCCUUGAAGCAGACGAUACUAGCUAGCGAUGAUGGGACGCUCCCGCUUCAGACAGUCGGAAACGCCGGUGCUAGGGACGCUCCGGACGACGGACCCGGAAGCGCCAGCAAGGAAAGCGCUAACAAUACCGGUCCGAACUCGUCGGAUUAUGAGGACCGUGAGGAGGACGGCUACGGCUACUCGGAUUCCGAUUUUGAAGAAUGCCUGGAGGGGAGUCUGAAGAACUUGGAGUCCGAUAAGAGCAAGCGGCGAAUCCUGCAGAAGCGGAACCUUAUGACUGUAACGAAACCGAGCCGCGAGGGCAAAACCCUCAGCAGUGGAUUUUUCAAGGGAAACCUGCAUAUGUAUUCUGAUGGGAGUAGUAGUGAAGAACAAGAACAGGACUCGUCAGGUGAUGAGCUGGCCAUACAUCCGGACGAAGAUGAGGAGGAUUAUCAACCCUUGCCUCCGCCACAAGAACUCGAUCCCGGUAAACUAUAUGCGUUAUAUGCGUUCCAGGGUCCCGACCCCUCUCACUGCCGACUUGAGCCUGACGAAAGCUGCAUUUUGCUAAACGACCAGGAUUCCUAUUGGUGGUUAGUCAAACGCUGCGGGGACGGGAAAAUCGGCUUUGCUCCGGCCGAAAUAUUGGAGACAUUCCCUGAGAGACUUGCUAGGCUAAACUGCUGGAAAAACGAGAACAUAUCCACCCAGCCUUUAUCAGACACGGCGCAAGAGAGCUCCACCGACCACAGCCGUGAGCCCUCGCAUUUGAAGUCUUACGAUGAGGGCAACAAGUCCGUGAGCUUCAACGACGUGGUAAGUUACGCAGAGCGCUAUCUUCAGCCGUCGGACAGUGAAGAAUGCGCCGCGUCAGAUGACAACAGGGCAGAACAGCCCAGCCCACACGUGGACCAAAUUCAUGAGAUGCGACUAAAUGACCACCACCUAAUGGAAGACGACGCAAGCGACAUUGUCAGUGACGCGGCGUUCCCCGCCAUGGCCCCGCUAACUGUCAAAAAGACACGGAGUAACAAUACUAGUAACGAUGAUGACGAUCUUGAUGAUACUCAUGAAACCGACAAAAAUGGCCGCAGCUCUCCAGCCGCCGGUUGUAGUCUGUCUCUCCUGAAACCACCCCUCACAGACAUGCGCCCCAACCUCAGCAAAGAAGAUGACCUCAAGCAGGUAUUCAAGGCGCCCGCGAUCCCGUUCUCCAGCGGGCGGCUCGCGGAAAUGCCCAACUCCCACUCGCAAAACUCCAUAUCCACCAUCGGCGAGUACUCUCCGUCCUCCUCUGAAUACACUAACGACUCCCCCCAGUUCGACAACGAAGGGAGGUUCAUCAGAGAGACUCGUUCCGACUCCAUUCCCACUGCCCGUGCGAUCCAGGACAUAUCCCGGCUCGUCAGCAGCGCCACAGAUGAGACCCUGCAUAACCCCUCUGAGGAUGAGCAACACCAGGUCUCCACGCCCCAGGCCUCCACCUCGCAUGCCUCUGCGUGUUCCACCGGUUCUACCGCAGAAUUACAAGCAACUGUGACAAAGACAAAUUCCGAAGAAUCAUUCCUGGACACUCGCCAGAAUGACCACAACUCGGUAUCCUCUGUUACCAGCAGCCAAUCUAUCAACAAACACGACCAUCAUCCCGUCAUUCACGAGCUGUAUUACCAGGUUUUCGACAAGAUAGAUGACCUGCUGGAGCGUUUAGAACGUCUCAGAGCUUCGGGUACAAAAUAA